Messenger RNA from Lepus europaeus (European hare), 6989 nucleotides. It is a transcript of the gene SHPRH, whose product is annotated as SNF2 histone linker PHD RING helicase. The transcript is spliced from 30 exons. The record is from RefSeq and is a predicted model, not a curated record. Gene Ontology annotation, cellular component: nucleus; nucleosome. Gene Ontology annotation, biological process: nucleosome assembly; DNA damage response; protein polyubiquitination. Lineage: Eukaryota; Metazoa; Chordata; Mammalia; Lagomorpha; Leporidae. The coding region runs from base 195 to 5261 and encodes 1688 amino acids. Gene Ontology annotation, molecular function: ATP-dependent chromatin remodeler activity; ubiquitin protein ligase activity; DNA binding.
CUAAGCGCUGUGGCUUCUGGGCCCCGGGGGCCGCAACACAACAUACUACGCGCGUGCCCACUUAGGACGGAUGUUCCGUGCGUAGCGAAUGAAUGCCUGGACUCUGAGGGAGCAUUAGCGGGUUCCGGACCGGGUGCACACCCACUCAAGUAUUUGGAGAAGCAGCUUGGAGUUCCCACUUACCAAACGAGAAAAUGAGCAGCCGACGGAAACGUGCUCUCCCCGUAAAGGUAGAUGAAGAAAAGCAGCAGCAGCUCCGCUGGAACAUGCAUGAGGACAGAAGGAAUGAAGCACUCACCUCAACUGAUGAUGAGUAUCCAUGCCCAGGUUCAGCCUCCUCUCCUGCUCAGUUCAUCAUCCUAGGUGAUAGUUUAAAGAAAGAAGUGGCACAUAGUGAUAAAGAGAUGUGUUCAACAUCAGAGAGCUUCUCAAAAUCAACUCUAAAAGAAGGGACUGUUGGCUUAAAUUCCUCUUUGUCUGUAAAGUUGAAUAUUGUGGUUUCUCCCUAUAAUGUCGAUAAUUCUUGGAAAGCAUUUCUGGGAGAAUUAACUCUUCAGCUUCUUCCUGAACAGAGUUUAAUUGAAAAUUUUUCUGAAAGGAGUUUUACAUUAACGAGUUCAGAGUCAAGCAAUCAAUUCUGGAUUUAUGUUCAUUCAGAAUGUGAAAAUGUAGAGAAACAAGAAAAAAAACUCAAAGAACCAGUCAGUAUUUGUGGCAAGGGUAUUCUAGUGGAAUCACCCCUCAGUUGUGAAAUAUUAGAAGAUUUGGGAUGGCUGCAAAAGAAGAGAAGAAUACAACUUUACCAAAGACCAGAAGGAAUUCACAUUAUCAAGGUUGGAAUUUAUCUUUUGGAAGCUGGCCUAGCAAAACUGGACUUUUUCAGUGAUGCAAAUUCAAGAAUGAAAAAGUUCAAUCAGCUCAUGAAAAGAGUGAUAGAAAAGUUAAAUAAUGUUAUGGUUCCAGAUGUGUUAGAAGAGGAUGAGGACAGUUCAGAGAGUGAGCCAGAGGGACAAGACAUUGAUGAACUCUAUCACUUUGUGAAGCAAGCACAUCAACAAGAAACACAGUCUGUCCAAGUGGAUGUCCAGCAUCCUGCAUUGAUCCCUGUGUUGAGACCCUACCAAAGAGAGGCCGUCAACUGGAUGCUACAACAAGAACAUUUCAGAAACACUCCUGCUUGUGAAAGUACCCUGCACUUCUUAUGGCGAGAGAUUGUUACAUCAGAGGGUUUGAAACUCUACUAUAAUCCAUACACAGGCUGUAUCAUCCGUGAAUACCCAAAUUCUGGGCCACAGUUGCUUGGUGGGAUCCUAGCAGAUGAGAUGGGUCUCGGAAAGACAGUAGAGGUUUUGGCUCUGAUUCUGACACAUACUCGACAAGAUAUUAAACAAGAUACUCUCACUCUUCCUGAGGGAAAAGUAGUGAAUUAUUUUGUUCCAUCCCAUUGUUUUGGAGGAAAAGUAAAAGACACAGAAACCCAAAACGUGGAAUUUGAACCAAAAGAAAAAAUUCAUUGUCCUCCUACACGUGUGAUGAUUCUGAAAGCUGUGAAAGAAAUGAAUGGGAAAAAAGGAGUUUCCAUCCUUUCUAUCUAUAAGUAUGUCAGUUCUAUAUACAGAUAUGACGUUCAGCGGAAUAGGAGUCUCCUGAAACGAAUGCUGAAAUGUUUAAUUUUCGAAGGUCUUGUGAAACAGAUCAAAGGUCAUGGUUUUUCUGGGACUUUUACAUUGGGGAAGAAUUACAAGGAAGAGGAUAUAUGUGAUAAAACCAAAAAGCAGGUAAUAGGAAGUCCAAGAAAAAUUCAGAAAGAAACCAGAAAAUCAGGGAACAAGGACACAGAUUCUGAAUAUUUGCCAUCAGACACCUCUGAUGGUGAUGAUCAUGAUGAUGAUGAUCCUUAUUACUAUUAUUAUAAGAGCAAGAAAAAUCGUAGUAAAUUGAGGAAAAAGCUUGUUCUCUGCACACAAAAAAGAAAAAGUCAGCCUAACAUCAAUUGCAAUUCACAAGAUAACUGUCCAGCCACAAGUGAAUCUGGGAUAACUGAUGUUACCAUGUCUGAGAGUACUCAUGAAGUCCAACAAGAAUGUGAAGCAAAGGAACAAACUGAAUCUCUAACCCCUGCUCGUGGUGAUGGGCCACAUUCUAAUGCUACUCAGAUUCCCCAUAAUACCUCUGACUAUCGUUUUGAGUGCAUAUGUGGUGAACUGAACCAAACAGACCAAAAGGCUCGUGUUCAGUGCCUGAGAUGCCACCUGUGGCAACACGCAAAAUGUGUGAAUUAUGAAGAGAAGAAUCUGAAGAUUAAACCUUUUUACUGCCCCCAUUGCCUUGUUGCAAUGGAACCAGUAUCAACAAGAGCAACUCUGAUUAUCUCACCAAGCUCUAUUUGUCACCAGUGGGUGGAGGAAAUCAAUAGGCAUGUGAGAUCAUCAUCUCUUCGAGUCUUGGUAUAUCAAGGAGUGAAGAAAGAUGGCUUUUUACAGCCUCAUUUUUUGGCAGAACAGGAUAUAGUUAUCAUUACCUAUGACGUCCUUCGUUCAGAAUUAAACUACGUCGAUAUCCCGCAUAGCAACAGUGAGGAUGGACGUCGCCUCCGCAACCAGAAGCGCUAUAUGGCUAUUCCCAGCCCCCUUGUAGCUGUGGAGUGGUGGAGGAUCUGCCUUGAUGAAGCUCAGAUGGUUGAAUGUCCUACAGUGAAAGCUGCUGAAAUGGCUCGGCGUUUAACUGGGAUCAACCGGUGGUGUAUCAGUGGCACUCCAGUACAGAGAGGAUUGGAGGAUCUCUUUGGGUUAGUGGUCUUCCUUGGCAUUGAACCUUACUGUAUCAAACACUGGUGGGUUCGACUUCUGUAUCGGCCUUACUGCAAGAGCAAUCCUCAGCCCCUCUACAACUUUAUUGCCAAGAUACUCUGGAGGUCUGCAAAGAAAGAUGUGAUUGACCAAAUCCAAAUACCACCUCAAACUGAAGAAAUACACUGGCUCCACUUUUCUCCAGUGGAAAGACAUUUCUAUCAUCGUCAGCAUGAAGUGUGCUGCCAGGAUGCAGUGGUAAAACUUAGGAAGAUUUCUGACUGGACUCUGAAACUCAGCAGCCUGGACAGAAGGACCGUCACCUCCAUCCUGUACCCAUUACUUAGGCUCAGGCAGGCCUGCUGCCACCCACAGGCUGUUCGUGGGGAGUUCUUGCCACUCCAAAAAAGCACCAUGACAAUGGAAGAGCUGCUGACAUCUCUGCAGAAGAAAUGUGGGACUGAAUGUGAAGAAGCACAUCGGCAGCUAGUUUGUGCUCUCAAUGGCUUAGCAGGCAUCCAUAUCAUUAAAGGUGAAUAUGCCUUGGCAGCAGAACUGUACAGAGAAGUGUUGCGCUCAUCUGAGGAGCACAAAGGAAGACUCAAAACUGAUUCCCUUCAAAGACUUCAUGCUACCCAUAACUUGAUGGAAUUGUUGAUAGCCAAGCACCCAGGGAUACCUCCUACCUUGCGAGAUGGCAGACUUGAGGAAGAGGCCAAACAGCUGCGAGAGCACUAUAUGAGUAAAUGCAACACAGAAGUUGCCGAAGCCCAGCAAGCUUUACAACCUGUGCAACAGACCAUACGUGAGCUCCAGAGAAAGAUUCGUUCUAAUUCUCCUUGGUGGCUGAAUGUGAUACAUAGAGCACUAGAAUUUGCUGUUGGUGAGGAACUUGUUCAGAGAGUAAGAAAUGAAAUAACCAGCAACUACAAGCAACAAACUGACAAGCUUUCCAUGUCAGAGAAGUUCCGUGACUGUAGAGGACUUCAGUUCUUACUUACCACACAAAUGGAAGAGCUAAAUAAAUUCCAGAAGCUAGUAAGAGAAGCUGUAAAACACCUAGAAGGACCUCCGUCUCGUGAUGUUAUUGAGUCUGCAACAAUUUGCCACCUCCGACCCGCCAGACUUCCCCUCAACUGCUGUGUCUUUUGCAAAGCUGAUGAAUUGUUCACAGAGUAUGAAUCAAAGCUAUUUUCUAAUACAGUCAAAGGCCAGACUGCAAUAUUUGAGGAGAUGAUAGAAGAUGAAGAAGGACUGGUAGAUGAUCGAGUCCCUACCACCACCCGGGGUCUGUGGGCAAUAAGUGAAACAGAACGAUCUAUGAAAGCAAUACUAUCAUUUGCAAAAUCCCAUAGAUUUGAUAUUGAAUUCAUUGAUGAAGGGAGUGCUUCAAUGGAACUGUUUGAAGCAUGGAAGAAGGAGUAUAAGUUGCUUCAUGAAUAUUGGAUGGCUCUUAGAAAUCGUGUAUCUGCUGUUGAUGAACUUGCCAUGGCUACAGAAAGACUCCGAGUGCGUCAUCCUAAGGAGCCAAAGCCCAAUCCUCCUGUUCAUCAUAUCAUUGAACCCCAAGAGGUAGAACAAAAUCGUAUUAAACUACUAAAUGAUAAAGCCGUUGCUACAUCACAGCUUCAGAAAAAACUUGGGCAGCUUCUUUAUCUAACCAACUUAGAGAAGUCUCAAGACAAAACAUCGGGAGGCAUUAAUCCAGAACCCUGUCCAAUCUGUGCACGACAGCUAGGGAAACAGUGGGCAGUACUGACCUGUGGACACUGUUUCUGUAAUGAAUGCAUUUCUAUUAUUAUCGAACAAUACAGCGUGGGAUCCCACAGAAGCGCCAUUAGAUGUGCCAUCUGCCGCCAGACCACAUCGCACAAGGAAAUCUCCUAUGUCUUCACCUCAGAGAAAGCAAGUCAGGAAGAGGACAUCCCUGUGAAGGGUAGCCAUUCUACAAAAGUGGAAGCCGUGGUAAGAACUCUGAUGAAAAUACAGCUUAGAGAUCCAGGGGCUAAAGCACUGGUGUUCUCAACGUGGCAAGAUGUAUUAGAUAUUAUUUCAAAAGCUCUCACUGACAAUAACAUGGAAUUUGCACAGAUUAGUCGUGUUAAGACAUUUCAGGAGAACCUUUCAGCAUUUAAAUAUGAUCCCCAAAUCAAUAUUCUGCUGCUGCCCCUGCACACAGGUUCUAAUGGAUUGACUAUCAUUGAAGCAACUCAUGUUCUCUUGGUGGAGCCCAUAUUGAACCCUGCCCAUGAGCUUCAGGCCAUAGGGCGGGUGCACCGAAUUGGACAAACAAAACCUACUAUUGUACACAGAUUCUUAAUUAAAUCAACGAUAGAAGAAAGAAUGCAGGCGAUGCUGAAAACUGCUGAGAGGAGUCACACAAACUCAUCAGGGAAACAUUCUGAGGCCUCCGUCUUGACCGUUGCUGAUCUAGCAGACCUGUUUACCAAAGAAACUGAGGAGCUUGAAUGAACUACAUUUGAUUGAAUCAUCAGAUUUGAGUGAUGAUGAAUUUUCAUGGCUGUAGAGCAAAUCAUUAAGUGGGGAAAAAAAUCCAGUAGAUGUCAGUAAAUGCUGUUCACAGUUGAAUGAAUUUUUUUCUUUUUGCUUGGCUGAACACUGGUCUGGUACUUUUGAGUCCUUUUCAAUAUACUGUUUCAAGGAUCUGUAAAGAUUUAGAUUUAUUUUACAUUCCUAAUAAAAUUUUUAUUUUUGUCACAAAGAGCAACUAUAUCUGAUAAAGCUAGGAAAUUAAAAGAGGUAAUGUGUAUGUUCCUUUUGAUAAUAUCAGUGGUAAAAAGAGUUGGAAUAUGAGGGAAAGGAAACUAAGUCUAGUUUUAUAUGACAUGCUAUAUUCCACCAACAUUUUUGCAAGAGCCUUCAGUAUCUCUACCACAUGAUUCACUAAUAUCUUGUUAGUGACAUUUUAAGGAAAUGAUGAAUUAUAAUAACUCCUAGUUAUUUCGAGUAGGUUUAGACUAUUACUCCAUGCCUAGCAACUUUAUAGUAAUAUAACUCUUAACAAUAAAUUAACAGUAGACAAUUAUUCAUUUUCCUUGCAUCUUACUACCAAAAAUCAAAUGCUGAAAGUCCUUCAUAUUUCUAUUAUAUGUUAAGUGAUGUGAGUAUAGACAGUUAACUCUAACAUUUUUAAAUGUAUUAAUAUUUACCUUGAAAUUACCUAACAGCUUUCUGUACUCUUAAUUUUUCUUACAUUUUUAUAUGUCUUAAGAUUGAUAUAUUGAUAUAUAUAUAUAAAUAUGGUCAUUUUGUGGUUUUCAUUUGUAUUAUAACAUGAAAAUGUUGCAAGAUUUUUUUCUAUCAUUAUUCUACUAAGGUGUUGGAUUUUUUUUCCUUUACCAUGUUCUUCUGUAACUAAAUGUUUUAGCCACUGAUAUCUGCACUUAUGGUAAAGUUUGUUAUUUUGUUUGUCAUUCUUCCUUUCCAAACUAGUAUUUGGUUGAAUGCUUUUGAAUAAGAGAAUGCCUUGUUCAUGUCAGCAAAUAAUUCCAAGUGGUAAAAAUCAGGUGUUUCUUCUGUGAAGAAUUAAUGGACUUUGAAAUCACUAAAUAACAGUUAGCUUGUUGUGUCAUAGCCAUGUGAUGUACUGUAAAUGUUCCUAUUUUAUUUUGUUUUCAUUGAGCCUUCAGAAUUUUAAAUGACCCUCAGGACUCAUUAGCUAGCUCCUACUUGCUGCCCAGAAACUGUAAUAGAAUUAUUCCCUGGAUCUCAUUCUUCCAAGAGGCUUUAUUGGUGCUUAGAUAAGGUGCAUUUUUCUUACCCUAGGUUUAUAGGAUGACAUAAUUCUACUGAAGAAAACACACACACUUUUUUGGUGCUUAUUCUUCAGUUGAAGGGAGAUACGCAUUGAUUCUUUUAUAUGAAAUUAAACAAAGUUAUUAUUUUUGUAGCUCUUUACAUAUUCUGAAGAGCUUUACUAUACAUUUGUGUGUUUAAUUUGCCUGGCAGUCCAAUGAAGGUGAUAUAUCAUUCCUGUUUUAAACAUAGACAGCUGAGGUUCAGAAGUAUUAACUUGCUAUGACUAGCAAAUAAGCAGUGGAGCCCAGGCUUCCUGACUCCAGAUCUCAUGUUCUUCCAUAAAUCACAUCAUGCUGAGAUUCAGAAGGCCCAUGAUUUUAAUUUAAUAAUGAGACUAAGUAUUUCUUUUUGUUUGUCUCCUAGUAUUCCUUUUUGUGUAUG